Molecule: messenger RNA, 879 nt
Organism: Maudiozyma saulgeensis
Lineage: Eukaryota; Fungi; Ascomycota; Saccharomycetes; Saccharomycetales; Saccharomycetaceae
Source: the annotation of a GenBank genome assembly
AUGGCAUUGUGGGAUCAAUUUAGUAAAUUAUCAAUAAAUUUAACUAGUGGAAAUUUUAAUCCAAAUGAAUUUGUCUUCGUUAAAGAUAGUAAUGUCUUUAUGAGUGACAGUUCUCAUGUAUUAUUUGCAAUUUUACUUUAUUAUAUUAUUAUAUUUGGUGGUAAAUUUUUAUUAAAAAAUACAAAACCAUUAAAAUUAACUUUAUUAGUUAAAUUUCAUAAUUUAUUUUUAACUUUGAUUUCACUUUUUUUAUUAUUAUUAAUUAUUGAAGAAUUAUUACCAAUUAUUAAAAAAUUCGGUUUAUUUUAUUCAAUUUGUAAUGUUAAUGCUUGGACUCCAAGAUUAAGAACAUUAUAUUAUAUUAAUUAUUUAAUUAAAUUUUGGGAAUUUAUUGAUACUUAUUUUUUAGUAUUAAAACAUAAAAAAUUAACUUUUUUACAUACUUAUCAUCAUGGUGCAACAGCUUUAUUAUGUUUUACUCAAUUAUUUGGUGGUACAGCAAUUGCAUGGGUACCAAUUACUUUAAAUUUAACCGUUCAUGUUAUUAUGUAUUGGUAUUAUUUUCUAUCAACCUGUGGUAUUAAAGUUUGGUGGAAAGAAUGGGUUACACGUUUACAAAUUAUUCAAUUCAUUAUUGAUGUAAGUUUCAUAUUUUUCACUACUUAUACUAAAUUUGUUCAUAUUUAUUUAAAUGAUUCAGGUUUACCAAAUUGUGGUGAUUGUGCAGGUACAAUGAAUGCAAUGUAUUGGGGUGCAUCAAUUUUAUCAUCUUAUUUAAUUUUGUUCAUAUUUUUCUAUGAGGAUCAUUAUACUCAUAAGAAUAAAAAACUAAAAUCAAAUUCAUCACAAUCAAUUAAUAAUAACAAAAAGAAACAAUGA